Messenger RNA from Alosa alosa (allis shad), 5529 nucleotides. It is a transcript of the gene xpot, whose product is annotated as exportin, tRNA (nuclear export receptor for tRNAs). Gene Ontology annotation, molecular function: small GTPase binding; tRNA binding. Gene Ontology annotation, cellular component: cytoplasm; nuclear matrix; nuclear pore. The record is from RefSeq and is a predicted model, not a curated record. Lineage: Eukaryota; Metazoa; Chordata; Actinopteri; Clupeiformes; Clupeidae. Gene Ontology annotation, biological process: tRNA re-export from nucleus; intracellular protein transport. The transcript is spliced from 25 exons. Bases 227 to 3142 code for a protein of 971 amino acids.
UUCCGUUGAGCUCCAGUCGCCGCCGCCGACACGCCGCAAUCUAGAGAAUCGCCAAGCCGGACCGUCAACGCAACAUUAACGUUAGUUGUGUUUUCUGGAGUAUUCAUUUUACUGGGGACUACGAAUAACGGGGGAUGACUCCUUAAAGUCGACAAUAAGAUGUGUGUGAUCUGCCUUUUGGUAGAGGAAAAGAGGGAACCUGAAUUGAAGACUAGCUAACCCACGGAUGGCCUGCCAGUCUGCACCAGUCAUCAUGGAUGAGCAAGCGCUGCUGGGGUUGAACCCAAAUGCAGAUGCUUGUUACCGACAAAGGGCACUGGCAUAUUUUGAGCAACUGAAGGAGUCUCAGGAUGCCUGGGAGAUGUGUGCAGAAGCUCUGGCUAAAGGCUUUUACAGUGACGACCAUGUCAAGUUCUUUUGCUUCCAAGUGUUGGAGCACCAGAUCAAAUAUAGGCAUGGGGGCCUGACUGCAGCCCAGCAGCAGCUCAUAAGGGAAACGCUGAUGAAGUGGCUCCAGACACAGCUGAUGAACGUGCACCAGGAGAAGCCAUUCAUUCGGAAUAAGGCGGCACAGGUGUUCGCCCUGACCUUCGUACGGGAGUACCUGACCCACUGGCCUAAGUUCUUCUUCGAUAUUCUCACUCUGAUCGGACUAAACCCUCAUGGAGUGGACAUCUACCUGCGCACCCUCAUGGCCAUCGAUGCUGAAGUGGUGGACCGGGACAUCAUGCACUCCGUUGAGGACACCCGCCGGAAUACCCUGAUCAAAGACACCAUGCGUGAGCAGUGCAUCCCCAGCCUGGUGGAGUCCUGGUUCCAGAUCCUGCAGGCCUACCAGCAGUCCCACAGUGAGCUCACCUGCCAGUGCCUGGAGGUGGUGGGCGCCUACGUGUCCUGGAUCGACCUCAACCUCAUCGCCAAUGACAGGUUUGUUAACUUGCUGCUGAGUCAGAUGUCUGUGGAGGACCUGAGAGAGGAGGCUUGCGACUGCCUGUUUGAAAUUGUCAACAAAGGCAUGGAUCCUGUUGACAAAACCAAGCUGGUGGAGCUACUGUGCCAAGUGCUGCAGUCAGCCGGCUUCUUCAAUGUGGAACGGGAGGAAGAUGUGGACUUCCUGGCCAAGUUCUCACGGCUGGUCAACGGCAUGGGCCAGUCGCUGGUGCUCAGCUGGACCAAGCUCCACAAGGCAGGCAACGUCAAGGUUGCCACGGAAACACUGCGGGCACUGGAGGCCAAGGUGCCACUCAUGCUGCAGCUGCUCGUGCACGAGGACGAUGACAUCUCGGCCAACAUCGUGGGCUUCUGCUACGAGUACCUGCAUGUCCUCAAACAGCUUCCGCUUCUGACUGACCAACAGAAAGCUAAUGUGGAGGCAAUCAUGCUGGCGGUCAUGAAGAAACUGACCUAUGAUGACGAGUACAACUUCGAAAAUGAGGGGGAGGACGAGGCCAUGUUUGUGGAGUACCGCAAGCAACUGAAGAUGCUGCUGGACCGCCUGGCCCAGGUCUCCCCCGAGCUGCUCCUCGAGGCUGUGCGCAGGGUCUUCAACAACACUUUACAGAGCUGGCAGACGGCUCCCUUCAUGGAGGUGGAGGUGGCCAUUCGGCUGCUGUAUAUGCUGGGAGAGGCCCUGCCUGCGUCCCACGGUGCCCAUUUUACCGGGGACGCCACCAAGGCCUCCACCCUGCAGGAGAUGAUGAGGACGCUGGUCAACAGUGGGGUCAGUGAGUACCAGCACUCCUCUGUGACGCUGGAGUUCUUUGAGACCGUUGUGCGUUAUGACAAGUUUUUCAUUGUGGAGCCUCAGCACAUUCCAAACGUCCUGAUGGCAUUUUUGGACCACCGGGGUCUGAGGCACAGCAGUCCGAAGGUCAGGAGCCGCGUGGCAUACCUCUUCUCCCGCUUCGUCAAAACCCUGCACAAACAUAUGAAUGCCUUCAUUGAGGACAUCCUGAGCAGGAUACAAGACCUGCUGGAACUGGCUCCUCCUGAAAACGGUUUUCCGGCGCUGCUGACCAGCGACGACCAGCUGUUCAUCUUCGAGACGGCGGGUGUGCUGAUCGUGUACGGCGAGAGCCCGGCGGAGCGGAAGCAGGCGCUGAUGCGCAGCCUCCUCACGCCGCUGAUGGACGGCUUCCGCCUGCUGCUCGCCAAUCUGCCGCAGGAGGCCGAUGAGGAGAGGCAGCUUGUGCUCGCCGACUGUCUCAGCCACGCUGUCGGCUUUGCCAGCCGCACCAGCAAGGCCUUCAGCAACAAGCAGACGGUGAAGCAGUGCGGCUGCUCGGAGGUGUACCGCGACUGCCUGCAGUGCUUCCUGCCGGCGCUGAGCUGCCCGGUGCAGCGGGGGGCCCUGAGGGGUGCCGUGCGCUCCUUCCUGCACCGCAUGAUCAUCUGCCUGGAGGAGGAGGUGCUGCCCUUCAUCCCCUCCGCCUCAGAGCACAUGCUCAAAGACUGCGAGCCCAAGGACCUGCAGGAGUUCAUCCCCCUCAUCAGCCAGAUCACCGCCAAGUUCAAGGGUCAGGUGUCUCCGUUCCUGCAGCAGGUGUUCAUGCCGCUGGUGCUGGCUAUCUUUGAGGUGCUGGGCCGGCCAGCGGAGGAGAAUGACCAGACGGCGGCACUGGACAAGCAGAUGCUCAGGAGGAGCUACUUCAGCUUCAUCCAGACCGUCACGGGCAGCGGCAUGAACGAGGUCAUGGCCAAUCAGGGGGCUGAGAACGUGGAGCGAGUGCUGUUCACCAUCAUCCAGGGGGCAGUGGACUUUCCCGACCCCAUUGCCCAGAAGACCUGCUUCAUCAUCCUCACUAAGCUUGUGGAGCUCUGGGGUGGCAAAGAUGGCCUGGUUGGAUUUACAGACUUCAUCUACAAGCACAUUGUCCCAGCAUGCUUCCUAGCUCCUCUCAAACCGACCUUUGACCUCUCCGAUGCCCAGACUGUCCUUACAUUAUCAGAGUGUACUCUUACCUUGAAAAUGAUUCAUCUCAAGAGGGGGCCAGAGUUCAUUCAGUUUCUCCAGCAGGAGUACCUGCCCUCCCUGCAAGUAUCACCAGAUAUCACACAGGAACUCUGUCAAGUGCUUCAGCAGCCUGAUGUCAAGGUUCUGAAAAACUACAUGAAGGCAUUCUUUCAGCGCGCCAAACUGUAAAAACUGGAAGUUGGACCGAGGGUUGAAAGGACACAGAAGAAGAGAAGAGCGGUCAUCCGUGCCACUUACUACAAAACAGACAGAGCUUAGCAUAGGAGCAGCUUCAGCACUUAAAAGUGAAUCGCUAAUGACGCCCAUCCAAAGCUGGGGGGAAAACGUGGUGCCGAUAAAGGACUUGUUUGGGGACGGGCUAUCGCUCGCCAGUGAUCAUGCCCCUCCCCAUCGACCUAGGCCCCAAUCAAAAGACGUGCUCUCCAUGUGGGUGCGGCCACUUGGCCAGAGGAUGAGUACAGGGAUUGGUUAACCCACUCGAAGAGACAGGAAACUGAAGUUUGUGGGGUGGGAUUUGGGGAAGGGGCUUCAGUUGACUGGUAAUUCCAAAGGAAAAUGUCAGAAGCCUAAAAAACUGUUGCCUAUAUAAAUAUAUAUAUAAAAAGAAAUACUGAGUGUGAACCUGACUUCAAAGUAUCAGCCAAUUUUUCUUUUGUUAGGAUUUGUGAAAAAAAAAAAAAAAAAAAAAAGCUUUAUUGGUUUAAAAUUAUUUGAAAUGUCAGAUGAUGUGCUGGUUUAUAUUAUAGAGUGGUUGGAUAUUGAGGUAAAUCCAUCAUUUUGUGUUAAGAAAAGGUUGAUUUGAGGAAUUUUUAUUUAAUGGCGACUGUGAUUUUUAUUUUUCUUUCUUCCCUUCCUCUCUUUUAAAUGUUGUGAGAUUUUCAUGAAUUAAGGGAUGUGAUCUGGCAGACACCUGGUUUGUAGUCCCCUGGUUUCAGAUGCACCAGUCUUUUCAUUUCAGACUUCGGCCAUACGUCUGUUGUGUCUACAAAUGCUUCAGAAAAACCGAUGCAAAAUUCCACAUGCACCCAACAAACCAGCUGUAUUGGUCAAAGAACCAGGAACUUGUGUCUGCUGAAUCAGUCCCGAAGUGUUAUAUUUUAAAGUUUGGAGUGAAUUGGAGAAUGUGUGACAAGAGAACGCAGGAGGGCUCGGAUUCUCAGUGCAUGCAUAUCCAUUAACGAUAGGAGGCGCUGUGGUGGUUCCAUUGCUGGCACUCAUCUCACAACUCUCCCAAACUGCUCAUCAAAUUUCAUGUGCUGUCUGAAGAUCAAAAUGUGUCAUUUGCUUUGUCAAAUAAAAGCGACCAGAUCUGUCUAUUGCACGUGGGAAUGCAGUGCCACACUUCUGCACUUGUUGUACUACCUGAACUUAAAUGUUUGUUUGUUUUUAAAAACAGACACCACCACCAGUACAGCCACCCUUAACUCCUGCCUUGUUGCUAUUGGAAUCUUACAUAGAAUGCCUGCCAGUUAAUUGUUCCUUAGAUAAUCAAUGUCAUCCAAUUCCACGUUGGUGCAUCCAGAUGAGAAACAGCUCAAGCUGGCCACGGUGUAUUCACCUUUGUUAUUGUUUGCAUUGUAUCAAACAUGUAUUUAAUUAGAACCCCCCCAAAGAUUAAAAGCAAUUCUAAUAUUGGUGCACGUGAAAAAGGAAAAGACCAAUAGAUUGAACAGAUUUAGAUGAAUAUUUUUGACAGCAAAAAGAAAAAAAGACAAUGUUCCUUGUGAUGAUUGAACCACUGAUGUCCUGUGCUGUCCUGUUCCCUGCAUCAUUGCAAUUCUGACAGACCCAAGGCCCCAAAUCACCUGCCUGUCCUAGUCAUUGUGUUUGUUUUUAAAUGAUUCUGUUAAGUUUUUGUACAUGGAUUUGUUGUCCUGGGAAAACUGUUAUACAUUAUACCUCUGACAAAAUGAUAACGAUAUCUGAUUAGACAGUGAACGCUAAUAUGCAGUAAUAAUUAGGGUGGAGUUUACUGGGAGUUACAUUAAAUAUAGGUCUGAGGAUUUUGAUUCCAAUGUUCAUACAUUUUUUUUUGUUUUAUUUACUUAGAUCAGAUCUAUGAAUUGGAAUUUAACAUAGCUCAUGAAGUGUGAAUGUGUGUGUGUGUUGUAGGGGUUGAGGAGUUGGGUGUGUUACCAAGUUAGCGUAGGUCAGGCUCAUGAAGGCGGUUUCAAGUGAUCGGUUAUGUCAUUGGCAGCCUUUUAAUUUAUUAUCUUAACCCUAAGGCUAAUUUGAAUUAAUGACUCUGCAUAGAUGACUAAGGACAUUUUCUGUCAGAGCCCUUCAAAUGUCACCCUGUACAAAUUUUAUGAUAAUGUUUCCAGUGAUUUUAUCUAGAGAUCAAUUCUGCUGAUUUGGCACCACCAUCUGGCGUGGCCCUGUACGAGAAUCUCUAAUCAGAUCCCACUGUAUUAAUGCCAAACAUAUGAAUGGAUUUCUCUCAUUCUGGAUUGAGAUGUCUUUGUGAGUACUUGAUUUAUUUUUGAUAUGUUGGGACAAACUUUCACAAUUUGUCAAUCUCUUGUCACCACCAAUAAAGUGUUUACUAAUCCUUA